Molecule: messenger RNA, 1830 nt
Organism: Aplosporella prunicola CBS 121167
Lineage: Eukaryota; Fungi; Ascomycota; Dothideomycetes; Botryosphaeriales; Aplosporellaceae
Exons: 6
Coding region: 1-1830 (609 amino acids)
Source: RefSeq, a predicted model, not a curated record
AUGUACGUCUCCGUCGUGCUACCGCUCAUCGUCAUUGUCGCCCUCGUCCACGCCGCAAAAGUCAACGUCAUCACCGUCGACACGGGCGCCACUGACAAGCCCGUCUUCUUCGGCGACGCCCUCGUCGAGAGCCAGCUGCUGCGCGACUCGGCCUACUUCUUCGCCUCGGUCAACGAGUCCGUCGAGGAUGUCUUGCCCAUGCAGCUCUGCGCCAACUUCACCCUCGAAGAAGCCACCAUCGACGAGAUGCAGACCGUCAUGUCCAACGGCUCCAUGACGGCCGUUGACUUUACUCUGUGCUUCCUCGAGCGCAUUUUCCAGACUGAUGAAUACGUCCGCGCUGUCAUGCAGCUCAACCCCGAUGCUCUGUCGAUCGCCCGCGCCCUGGACCAGGAACGGGCGGCCGGCCACGUUCGCGGACCCCUGCACGGCAUCCCCUUUCUGGUCAAGGACAACAUUGCCACCAGAGACAAGAUGCAGACUACGGCCGGCUCCUGGGCCCUCAUGGGCUCCCGCGUGCCCCGCGACGCCCACGUCGUCACCCGUCUGCGCGGCGAGGGCGCCGUGCUGCUCGGCCACGCCGCCAUGAGUGAGUGGGCCGACAUGCGCUCCUCCAACUACUCCGAGGGCUACUCGUCACGCGGCGGACAGUGCCGCAGCGCCUACAACCUGACCGUCAGCCCUGGCGGCAGCAGUUCGGGCAGCGCCGUCGCCAUUGCCGCCAACCUCGCCGCAUUUGCCAUUGGCACCGAGACGGACGGAAGCGUGAUCAACCCGGCCCAGAGGAACGGCCUCGUCGGCGUCAAGCCUACCGUCGGCCUGACGUCGCGCGACAUGGUGAUUCCCGAGUCGCUGCACCAGGACACGGUCGGCUGCUUUGCCCGCACUGUGCGCGACGCCGCCUACUGCCUGGACGGCAUCUACGGCGUCGACACGCGCGACAACUACACGCUGUCGCAGCUCAACAACUCGGACGUGCCGAGCCGCGAGGGCUACGCGUCCUUUAUGACCGGCAAGGACGCGCUCAAGGGCGCCGUCUUCGGCAUCCCGUGGGACAGCUUCUGGCGCUUCACCGAGCCCGACAUGCUGCGCCAGCUGCUGGACCUGGUGACGCUGAUUGAGGAGGCGGGCGCCACCAUAGUCAACGGCACCGAGAUUCCCAGCCGCGGCGACAUCAUCAGCCCGGACGGCUGGGACUGGGAUUACGGCAGCAAGCGCGGCCGCGCCAACGAGUCGGAGUUUACCUAUGUCAAGGUUGACUUUUACAACGACCUCAAGCAGUACCUCUCGGAGCUGGGCAACACGGACAUGCACUCGCUGGAGGACAUUGUCAAAUACAACCUCGCAAACCCCACGGCCACGGGCGCCCACCCCGGCGAUCACCCCGCCUUUGCCUCUGGCCAGGACCUGCUCCUCGCGGCGCUCGCGACCAACGGCACCCAAGACGAGGACUACUGGCAAGCGCUCUCGUUCUGCACCAACGCAUCACGGACGCACGGCAUCGACGCGGCGCUCUCAUCGCACCGGCUCGCAAACGGCACCUCCGUAAGCAUCGACGCGCUGCUCGCGCCGGCCGACGUGGCGCAGGCGGCGCAGGUGGCGGCCAUGGCGGGGUAUCCGGUGGUGACGGUGCCGGUGGGGGUGCGCGCGGGCAGCGGCAUGCCGUUUGGAAUAUCGGUCAUGGGGACGGCGUGGCAGGACGCGCGACUGCUGGCGCUGGCGAGCGCGGUCGAGGAUCUGCAGAUUGCGCCCGAGAGUGAGCGGAGGGGCGGGGGGAGGGUGAGGCCGGGUUGGGGUGGGUUCAAGGAGAGGGCGUUGCCUGUUUUUUAG